Molecule: messenger RNA, 404 nt
Organism: Scleropages formosus (Asian bonytongue)
Lineage: Eukaryota; Metazoa; Chordata; Actinopteri; Osteoglossiformes; Osteoglossidae
Product: C-C motif chemokine 2-like
Exons: 4
Coding region: 37-345 (102 amino acids)
Biological process (GO): immune response
Cellular component (GO): extracellular region
Molecular function (GO): chemokine activity
Source: RefSeq, a predicted model, not a curated record
UCUUCUCUCCAGUUUGCUCUUAGACAACCACAGAAGAUGGCCCAGUUUAGCCUGACUGCAGCCUCCGUGCUCCUUCUGCUGUCCGUGGCUCUGCUCUGCACGAACGCUGCAGCUGCCUGCUGUAGCAGAUACGUGGAGAACGAAAUAUCAAUCGCACGCAUUAAUGGAUACUCGAUACAGACCAAUCGCGGCAGAUGCCACAUCAAUGCUGUUAUUUUCCACACAAUCAAAGGCAAAGACCUUUGUGCAGACCCAGCUCAGCCCUGGGUGAUGAAUCGCAUCAAAUUCCUUAGGGAGAAAGUUAAAAGCAUGAAAGGCAGUAACACCACCUCUCAAGCAAAUUAAUCCACUAACAUCUUGAAAGAAGAUACGAGUCGGCCAUCGCUUCACUUUUUUUUAAAACU